Molecule: messenger RNA, 2701 nt
Organism: Labrus mixtus (cuckoo wrasse)
Lineage: Eukaryota; Metazoa; Chordata; Actinopteri; Labriformes; Labridae
Gene: syvn1
Product: synovial apoptosis inhibitor 1, synoviolin
Exons: 16
Coding region: 195-2078 (627 amino acids)
Cellular component (GO): cytoplasm
Source: RefSeq, a predicted model, not a curated record
GAUGUGACGUGGCUUUCUAUCAGCGAGCCUUUGAUAAACACGUAGCCCGACAGUCGAGGAGAAUACCUGCUGUAAGCGACAAAUGUGAAGCGAUAAAAUGGACUAGCUCGACAUUCAAGCAGGAGGGAUCCGUCAAAGUACACAAGAAGCGAGACUUUGGUAGAUAUCGAGUUGUGUCUGUAGCUGACUCCAAAAUGGUACGAGCAGCCUUGGUGACAGCCACCAGUCUGGCUUUGACUGGGGCUGUGGUGGCACAUGCUUACCUCCUCAAACACCAGUUCUACCCAACUGUGGUCUACCUAACCAAAAGCAGCCCCAGCAUGGCGGUGUUGUACAUUCAGGCCUUUGUUCUGGUGUUUCUGUUGGGAAAGUUCAUGAGGAAAGUAUUCUUUGGACAGCUAAGAGCUGCAGAAAUGGAGCAUCUCAUUGAGCGCUCCUGGUACGCAGUGACCGAGACGUGCCUUGCAUUCACUGUAUUCAGGGACGACUUCUCCCCUCGCUUUGUUGCCCUCUUCACCCUCCUGCUCUUCCUCAAGUGCUUUCAUUGGCUGGCUGAGGACCGGGUGGACUUUAUGGAAAGGAGUCCAAACAUAUCCUGGAUUUUUCACAUGAGAGUUUUAUCUCUCAUGGGAUUGCUGGCGAUCAUGGAUUUCCUGUUUGUCACCCAUGCAUGUCAGAGCAUCAUCACUCGGGGAGCCUCAGUCCAGCUGGUUUUUGGAUUUGAGUAUGCCAUCCUGCUGACCAUGGUGUUGACGACCUUCAUCAAGUACGUGCUGCAUACAGUUGACCUGCAGAGUGAAAACCCUUGGGACAAUAAGGCCGUCUACAUGCUGUACACUGAGCUCUUCACAGGUUUCAUCAAAGUGCUCCUGUACAUCGCCUUUAUGACCAUCAUGAUAAAGGUCCAUACCUUCCCCCUGUUUGCAAUCCGCCCUAUGUAUCUGGCUAUGAGGCAGUUCAAGAAAGCUGUAACAGAUGCUAUAAUGUCUCGAAGAGCCAUCCGCAACAUGAAUACAUUAUACCCUGAUGCUACUCCUGAAGACCUGCAGGCCUCUGACAACGUCUGUAUCAUCUGUCGAGAGGAAAUGGUCACUGGAGCCAAGAAACUACCUUGUAAUCACAUUUUUCACUCCAGCUGCUUGCGUUCUUGGUUCCAGAGGCAACAGACCUGCCCCACCUGUCGCAUGGACGUCCUCCGUGCAUCUAAUAACAACCAAACUCCAGCCCAGGCCCAGGCCCCGCCCCCUGCUCCUGCAGCACCUGCUAAUGCUCCUGCAGCCCCACCUGCAAAUGUCGCCCCAGGCAUGUUACCUGGAUUUCCACCUGGCAUGUUCCCCUUCUGGGGUCCCUUCCCUGCAGUCCCUCCUCCUGCUGCAGAAGCUGCAGCUCCUGGGACUGGUGAUGCUUCACAAGACAGUACAGAGGCUACACAGGCAGCUGGCUCCAGCCAGCCGCCCUCAUCGUCUGCAGACACCACUGCUGCUCCAGGAUCGGCGAUGCCGGGCUUCCCCUUUUCCUUCCCGCCUCCUCCUUUUCCCACUGCACCAUGGUUACCCAUGCCACCACCUCCCCCCUUUGUGUCUUCAAUGCCGCCGCCUCCCCCGUCUCUAUCCCGACUCUCGGAAGAGGAAUUGAGGGAGCUGGAGGCAGAAGGCCGACGGGGCCUUGAGGCCAGGCUCCAGUGUCUCCAGAAUAUUCACACCCUACUGGAUGCUGCCAUGCUCAACAUCCACCACUACCUAAGCACUGUUGCAACGCUCACUCCUCCUCAGCCUGAAGGUAUCACUGGAGAAUCCAGCAGGACAAAUCAUGCCGCUUCAUCUCCUGCAGCUGACAGUAGCAAGGACAGCCCUAGACAGGAAAAAGACUCCCAAAGAUCUGAAGGGGAGGACAGAGACACUGUUUCCUUUGAGCCAACAGACUCCACUCCUGUUGAUUUGGACAUAGAAGGAACAGAAGAGAUUCAGGAAGGAGUGGCAGUAGAGGAUGGAGAACCCAAUACCGCUGAGCUCAGGCGUCGCCGUCUCCGCAAAUUAGAGACAUCUUCGCCAUCAUCCUCACCCCCCCCUGACAACUGAUCCAUGUGCUCUGCCUUACACAUAAUGCCCUGGACCAACGGGAACUCUGAGCUGACUUUAUUGUUGCUUUUGUUUCUCAUCGUCUCUAUUUCUGUAGGCGCUUGCCUUCCACAGAUUUCUAUUGUGUAGAGUUGGACUCUUGGCUACUGAGGGAUGCAAUGAUCUGUACUGCUUGUUUCAGAAAGCAAUAGGCCACCUUUUUUUCUUCCGUAGGAUAAUUACUACAAUGAGAGUCCUGCAGGUGUUUGUAAAUUUUAAUCGAAAAAGUUCUCAUUUUAAUUUAAGAUCUGGUCAAUUUGAGAGACACAUUAUUUGGAUUUGUGUUUGGUAGUUUUACUGUUGAUAAGGUCUUGCUUGUACUUUUGAAUUUUGUUUAUUUCAGCGUUCUUUAGUAUAAAAUUGGCCCAAAUCCUUACAUUAGUAUGUAAUAGAGCAUUGGAGAAAUCAAAUCUAGGGAAGUGAAUCAACUGCAACAGCCACAGCUUUCCUCUUCAUCCAUCCCUACCCUGUUGCCACUACAGAUGUUGUAACAUAUUGAUCCAUCUGGAUGUGUAUAUACUGUAUAAAGAGUUUUAAAAGGUGAUCUCUACAUGAUGCUGAAUAAACUGAAAGACUUAAAUGGU